Prunus dulcis (almond) is the source of this 1251-nucleotide messenger RNA. Its product is annotated as 3-oxoacyl-[acyl-carrier-protein] reductase 4. The record is from RefSeq and is a predicted model, not a curated record. The transcript has 11 exons. Gene Ontology annotation, molecular function: NAD binding; 3-oxoacyl-[acyl-carrier-protein] reductase (NADPH) activity. Gene Ontology annotation, biological process: fatty acid biosynthetic process. Lineage: Eukaryota; Viridiplantae; Streptophyta; Magnoliopsida; Rosales; Rosaceae. Bases 255 to 1220 code for a protein of 321 amino acids.
CCCCUUGUAAAACAGCUCACAAAGUCCCAAAGACCCACACUCUCGACACUUCGUUUCCAUCGCCAUUUCAAGAGUCUCCGGAGUUUCCAAGGCCGCAGCACAGAAAACACCUACACACAGCGAAAGCAUUUGAAUUUCUUUGUUUGUUUCGUUUCCGUUGUAUAAGAGUCAAGCGACUUUCUUCCCAUUUCUGGCUUCAUUUUCUCCCUUCGCAUUUAUCAACUCUCUUGGCUCGCCCACUGUCCCGAGCUCCCAUGGCUUCCAUCGCCGCAUCAAACGUCGUCGCUUUUAAAUCCGCCGAUAAAUUCGGAGCUCCUGGCAAUGCCAGAGCCUUCCAUUUCAAGCAAUGGGCCCCAGUUGGUAGCACAAUCGGAUCGGGUCGGAGAAUUGGCCUCAAGUACAGAUCCAAGAGCAGCUCCGGUCACGUGAGGGCUCAGGUGGCCACGCUUGAACAAGCAAGCGCAGGAGCAGCACCAAAAGUGGAGGGUCCUGUGGUGGUAGUGACCGGAGCUUCUAGGGGCAUUGGCAAAGCCAUUGCUCUGUCUUUGGGCAAAGCUGGUUGCAAGGUCCUUGUUAAUUACGCAAGGUCGUCAAAGGAGGCAGAGGAGGUUUCCAAAGAGAUUGAGGCAUUCGGUGGACAAGCUCUUACUUUUGGAGGAGAUGUUUCAAAGGAAGAAGAUGUUGAAGCCAUGCUCAAAACUGCGGUUGAUGCUUGGGGAACUGUUGAUGUAUUGAUAAAUAAUGCAGGAAUUACUAGGGAUGGUCUAUUGAUGAGAAUGAAGAAACAACAAUGGCAGGAGGUCAUCGAUCUAAAUCUUACUGGUGUAUUUCUAUGUACCCAGGCAGCAGCUAAAAUUAUGAUGAAGAAGAAGAAGGGAAGGAUAAUCAAUAUAGCAUCGGUUGUUGGCCUAGUUGGAAAUGUUGGACAAGCCAACUAUAGUGCUGCAAAAGCAGGAGUAAUUGGCCUGACAAAGAGUGUUGCUAAGGAGUAUUCAAGCAGACACAUCAAUGUUAAUGCUGUUGCCCCGGGAUUUAUUGCAUCGGACAUGACUGCCAAGCUAGGGGAUGACAUUGAGAAGAAAAUUUUAGAGACCAUCCCCUUAGGAAGAUAUGGCCAACCUGAAGAAGUUGCUGGACUGGUGGAAUUUUUGGCCCUUAGUCCUGCAGCCAGUUACAUGACUGGACAGGUGCUCACCAUUGAUGGAGGUAUGGUGAUGUAGGUCUACUAUACUGCCGACCCCAAGAUGUGGA